AUGUCUCACAAACGCAAAAACGUCGUCAAAUUUUUCGCAAUUUUAGGUUCAGCGGUAUUACUAAUCGCGCUGACAGCAACUUGGACGCUGACGGAGGAAUCCAACUGGUAUCCCUCCAAAUGGGGAAAAGAUGAUCAACGCGGUGCAGCAAACCUGCUGACGGCUACAAAGGUUUUGGAAGCUGCCAGCCUGAUUAAGGAAGGAAAGUCUACCAACUCGGUCGGUUUACGAAGCGGGUAUGCCGCUGUUUGGGACACACGCCACUAUAGCUUGUUGAUCCCCCAAACCGGCAGCACCGAUCACGCAAAUAAAGUCACGUGGCAUGAUGAGAUUGUCAGUGGCGAAAUUGGACAGAUUGGCACCCAAUUCGAUGGAUUGGGACACCUCGGUAUCGGCGAUCUUUACUACAACGGAAACAAUCGCCUCGAUUUUGCCAAGCCCGAUGGAUUGAAGAAACUGGGUGUGGAGAAUGUCGGUGUGUUCGUUACCCGCGGGGUUCUCAUUGACGUUGCCGGCUAUAAAGGUGUCGAGCAUCUGGAGGGCGGCUACGAAAUCACGGUUGAAGAUAUAGAAGGCGCGUUAAAAAAGCAGGGUGUGGAGAUACGUCCGGGCGAUGUGGUCAUUACUCAUACCGGUUGGGGUAAAUUCUGGAUGACGGACAAUGAACGCUAUAACGGAUCGGAGCCCGGUAUCGGUAUGGACGCGGGCAAGUAUUUGGUUGAGAAACAGAUUGUUAUGGCGGGUGCAGAUAACUGGGCAAUUGAAGUGAUCCCGAACCCUGACGAAUCAAUUUUUGCCCCGGUCCAUCAACUGUUCAUUGCCAAAACCGGCAUGUAUAACAUUGAGAAUCUCAUCACCGCAGAGCUCGCAGCGGAUAAGGUCUACGAGUUCGCCUUUAUCUUCGCCCCGCUAAGGCUCAAAGGCGCUACUGGAUCUCCGGGCAAUCCGAUCGCGAUUCGCUGA
Geodia barretti is the source of this 963-nucleotide messenger RNA. The record is from the annotation of a GenBank genome assembly. Lineage: Eukaryota; Metazoa; Porifera; Demospongiae; Tetractinellida; Geodiidae.